AUGAUGCAUUGGCGCACGAUCACCAACAUCAUCAUCUUCUUUCUUGUUCUGUUGUGGGUUUGGGCGAACGACGACCCCAUCGUCGAAUUGCUCGAGAUGGGCAUGCCGGUGGAGGCUCGUGUGAGCGACUUCCUGUGGGAGUGGGUGGACUUCCACCCUGAAGACUUCGCUGCCAUGAUGCGGUACACCCACUUCGCCGCUUCUGUUCUGUUUCUUUGGUUCUCGCUGUCCACCUUUGCGAAGGCCUAUGCCAACUCCGAUCGCAUGCAGGCUCGCGUUGUUGACACCUGUGCCUCGUGCUAUCAGGCACUUGUUAUCACCAUGCCGCAUGUCACACGCAACGCCUUCCGAGAAGGAUCUCGCUUACUGUCCGACUGGUUGUCAUCGACUCUCCGCAAUCUUAUGCCGACGUCUCUUCUCAUGCCCGAAAACGGCUUUGUCCCUGGUGCAUUCCCGACAAGUAUCCAUGAGUUAUGGCUGUCGGGAGACGAGGACAUCGCCGUCGAUGGCAUGGGUGAGACCGAGGAUGUUGUGGUCGAGGUCCUGACCGUCGAUAUUGGAGUCCAAACCGAGGAUGUGAUCGAGGAACCAGCCAUCGACAAUCGACAGGCUUUGGCCGACGAGAACGCGUCGUUGCAGAAUCAGAAUGCCGACCUCGAAGCCUCCCUUGACGACCUGCGUGCCGCCCUUGCCACAGAGAGGCUCUCAAGGACGGAGGCCCGAGUCUCGACCUAUCGUCGAAGAGCUUUGGAGGCAGAGCGCGACAGUCUCCGAUGCGAGCUUCAGGCUCUGAAGGGCGCGAAGGGCACCAUUGAGACCAACUCCGCUGGGCUGCGAGACGAGUGCGAUGCACUCCGAGGCCAAAAUGAAGACUUGAAAGCGGAGUUGGAGGAUUUGAAGGCCGCCGCCGCCCGGGAUUCGGCAGAGAGGCAACUUGCCAUAGACACCCAGCAAGAGCUGGAGGCAACUCGGCAACAGCUCAGACAGGAGCAGCAGGAUCGCCAGGCAGAGAAGGACGCAUUCGAUGCGACCAAGGUCACACUCCAGCAAUGUGACGCACGACGCCAAUGGCUAGAGGGGGCAAUGUCAAGGGCUGGAUUCCGAAGUCCAGCGCCUCAAUGGAGAGAACGCGCAGCUCAGAGCUGCAAACACAGACAUCAACCACACAGCAUGCAACCGAGCUCCACAAGAAGCAUUGGAAAGAUGCGAGGCGCUCGAUGCAGAGCGUAG
Molecule: messenger RNA, 1230 nt
Organism: Exophiala xenobiotica
Lineage: Eukaryota; Fungi; Ascomycota; Eurotiomycetes; Chaetothyriales; Herpotrichiellaceae
Exons: 1
Coding region: 1-1230 (409 amino acids)
Source: RefSeq, a predicted model, not a curated record